UGACAUUCAUGCUAUAUUUCAACGGACGACUGAACAAGGCCAGGGUGUGUCUGUGUACCUGAACCAGAAUGCCGGCAUUAUAGAGAGAGUCUGAGAAAGCUUAUCGGACACCCCGAGGGAUACCCACGACACGUCUUCAUCAGCAUAAAACGUGUCAGUGUCAGUUCCCUUCCUUCCUGCAGCUGCGGUGGCGGAAGCAAAAGGUCUAGCUCUGCUUGGUUGUCGGAGAAGCAAAGAGACUGAUAGCAAUGGCGCCAAAGACACCGAAAAACAAAAGUACCCCUCAAGACCCAGAUGGGAUUUUGGCAGGAAUGGUUGUUUUCUUAGUCCAAAAUGGAGUUCAGCCUCGCCGACUACAGAUUAGGAGGCAGAAACUGGUGCAAAUGGGGCCUGCAAUAGAAGAGCGCUUAUCCAAAAGGGUCACUCAUCUAUUUGCUAUGAACUCAGAAGCUCUUCUCAAACAAGUGGCCGCUGAACGCUUGGAACGCUUUAAGGGAAGGGCUCUCCUUUAUCAGUGGCUAGAGGACAGCUUGAGAUUAGGAUGGUCCAAACUUGUUUACCAAUCUUAUCAUCAUUACACAAGAACAGAUAAUCAAACACAAGAUUUGGACCAUAUCACGUUAACAACCUCAUUAGGUGCACCUAUUGCAUCCAAAAUAUUAAUAAACUUAGAUUAUCUUCAAAGAUAA
Molecule: messenger RNA, 689 nt
Organism: Quercus lobata
Lineage: Eukaryota; Viridiplantae; Streptophyta; Magnoliopsida; Fagales; Fagaceae
Product: DNA polymerase lambda-like
Exons: 4
Coding region: 249-689 (146 amino acids)
Source: RefSeq, a predicted model, not a curated record